This is a messenger RNA of Aspergillus oryzae RIB40, 1668 nucleotides long. RefSeq names its product ESCRT-II subunit protein VPS36. The coding region runs from base 1 to 1668 and encodes 555 amino acids. Gene Ontology annotation, molecular function: ubiquitin binding; phosphatidylinositol-3-phosphate binding. The transcript has 3 exons. The record is from RefSeq and is a predicted model, not a curated record. Gene Ontology annotation, biological process: protein transport to vacuole involved in ubiquitin-dependent protein catabolic process via the multivesicular body sorting pathway. NCBI's taxonomy places the organism in Eukaryota, Fungi, Ascomycota, Eurotiomycetes, Eurotiales, Aspergillaceae. Gene Ontology annotation, cellular component: late endosome membrane; ESCRT II complex.
AUGCUCUUCAAGCCUUUGGAUCUCAGUACCGCACUUCGUCCCUCGCUGUUGCCCGAUGAGACUCUGCUCUUCGUCCAGGAUGCGGUGGGGUUGUACGAGGGCAAAUACAAGAUCCCACAUUAUCAGGACGGCCAUGCAUACCUCACAUCCCACCGUGUCUGUUAUGUCGCGGUGGAGGAGCCACGCAAACACUCUGUCGCUAUCGACUUGAAAGAUAUUGAUAGAGCCGAAUACCAAUCUCCUCGGGUACAAAACUCUGCACCAGUAGUGAAACCAUCAGCAUCAGCAUUGGUGAAUGCCACAUGGAUCUGCCCGAUCUGCACGUUCUCCAAUCCCAUACCGUCCAACUUCGACCCGUUCACGGCGACGGCGACAAACAUACCGCCUUGUCUGACUUGCGGUAUCAAGCCGCCGUUCACAACGGUGUUAAAGGCGGCCAUUGCAGCUGCGGCAUCCUCCCAUGAGGGAACUUCCAUAAAUUCAACGCCUCUAGGUGGUGGUCAGGAUACAGCACAGUCUCUGGUUUCAUGUCCAAGGUGUACCUUUGUGAAUCAUCCGUCUCUCCACGAGUGUGAAAUAUGCGGUGCUUCAUUGUCGGGCUUGUUAGAGACUCCCAAUAGUAACCAGCAUCGCGCCGAAUCACCAGCGCCACUCAUUCACCUGCAGGGCAGUAUCAAAAACACUGAGAUCUCGGACAACAUCAAACUAUCCUUCCGCGGGGGCGGCGAGAAGACCUUCUACGAGCGACUAAAAGGUGCAUUGGUCCAGAGAAAGUGGCUGCUCUACAAUGCCCCGCCCGUCCCACAACAGCCAUCGCCGAAUACGGCAUUACCUACGAAUGGGUCAGUGUCUACUCCAGCUCGAUCCCCUGCUCCUGGGAUUGCAGGCCUAGAGCAGCGGGGACUAGAAGCUCGCCGCAACAACGAGGUUGUGAUCGGUAACGCAUUCGAAGACCUCGAAGCACUUAUGGCAUCGGCGAAACAAAUCGUCACGCUCGCGGAAACGCUGGCCAGAGAGUCCGGCAUGGGCGAUGAGACUUCGAGCGAAACCAGCGCGGUCCUUUCGGAGUCGGCCGCUGCCCUGGGCAUGGUUACGACAAAGGAUAUGCUGAGCUCAGGAUCGGAGAACUUGUACCUCUCGGAGCUAUCUCGGAACCUCGCAGAGUAUCUCACCGAUGAUACGAAAGGUAUCCUGCAGAAGGAAGGCGGGAUCAUAAGCCUUAUCGAUCUCUGGGCCCUCUUCAAUCGAUCCCGAAACGGGGUCGAGCUGGUGAGCCCUGCUGAUUUCCAAAAAGCAGCCGAGUUGUGGGAAUCGUUACGACUACCAGUCCGUCUACGCCGGUUCAAGAGUGGUCUGCUCGUUGUCCAGCGGUACGAUUGGAGCGACGAGAAAACCAUCCAGCAGCUGCAAGACUGGCUCCUAGAACUUCAACAGAUUCCGCCAGCUGAACCUGCACCGUGGGAUUGGCGCCAGUUCGGGCGUGCGAUUACUGCGCAGGAGACGGCACAGCGGUUUAAAUGGAGCGUCGGUGUUGCGGCAGAAGAGCUUGAAAUGGCAGAGGAUCGCGGUAUUCUGUGUCGAGAGGAGGGCAUCGAAGGGCUGAGGUUCUGGGGCAACCACAUUACAUCUCACGAUCUUGAAUCGAGUAUCACGAAUCUUGUUAUUUAG